Molecule: messenger RNA, 1401 nt
Organism: Aphidius gifuensis
Lineage: Eukaryota; Metazoa; Arthropoda; Insecta; Hymenoptera; Braconidae
Product: histone H3.3A
Exons: 3
Coding region: 173-583 (136 amino acids)
Cellular component (GO): nucleosome
Molecular function (GO): protein heterodimerization activity; structural constituent of chromatin; DNA binding
Source: RefSeq, a predicted model, not a curated record
UUUUUUUGUCAGUUUUUUUGUGCGCUCGGCCGCUCGUGUGUCUUUAUUGUGCUUUGCUGUCUCUCAGUGUACAUACCGUCACUUUAAUAACGUUCUUGUUUCUUCAACUAAACGAUCAAAUUUUUAUCGUGUUAUAAUUCAACAAAUAACAGAUUAAUAAAUCUCAUCAGCAAUGGCUCGUACAAAGCAGACAGCUCGUAAAUCAACUGGAGGAAAAGCUCCAAGAAAACAAUUGGCAACCAAGGCUGCACGUAAAAGUGCACCAUCAACUGGAGGUGUUAAGAAACCACAUCGUUACAGACCAGGAACAGUUGCUCUUCGUGAAAUCAGAAGAUACCAAAAAUCAACUGAAUUGUUGAUUCGUAAAUUACCAUUCCAACGUUUGGUUCGUGAAAUUGCACAAGAUUUCAAGACAGAUCUUCGUUUCCAAAGUGCUGCAAUUGGUGCACUUCAAGAAGCAUCAGAAGCAUACUUGGUUGGUCUUUUUGAAGACACAAAUUUGUGUGCAAUUCAUGCAAAACGUGUCACCAUUAUGCCCAAGGAUAUUCAAUUGGCUCGAAGAAUUCGUGGUGAACGUGCUUAAGAUAAUCAUCAAUUAAUAAACAACCUAAAAAUAAACAAUAAUAAAUUGUUUAUUUUUGAUAAAUAUCACCGGCAUUAUGAAUUCGUGUUUAAUUCAUUAUUACUUGUAGUCGUUCAUUUGAAUAUUUCAUUAAUAAUCUAUUAUCACCAUGAUGUUUGGUUAAUAAAUUUGAAAAUUAAAUAUUAACUUUUUUUUCUUUUCGGCAAAUUUAUCGGUUUAUAAUUAAUUAAAUGAAAAAAAUAAAUUUCGAACAUCAAAAUCAAUAAUAUCCAUAAUGAAAUUUAUUUCUUUAUGAUAUUUUCUUCAUGUACAAAUAGAGUAUAUUAAUAUUCAUAAUCUUAUAUAAUUUUAGUAGGGAAAUAAAAGAGUAAUAAAAAUUUAGAUAUUAGUUUAUUAAUUCUUAAAAUAAUUAAAAAUAAUAAAUUAAUAUUCUUUUCGAUUUAAACAAUAUAAUUUAAGUCGUUAUUAUUAAUUUAAAACAAAACAAAAAAUUAUAUUUUAUUUCUCACUAACUUUUAUUUUGUAAUUUUAUCAUUAUUUAAAUAAUAAUGACAUGGGGAAAUAUCUUAUUACUUUGCAAGUAAAUAAUUAAAAUAAAUAUUAAAAACUAAAUUUCAAAAUUAUUAUUUAUUUAAAAAGAAAUAAAAAAAAUAACAUUUUUAUUCUUCCCAUUCAACAUUACUUAUUUGAAUAAUAAUCUAAAAUAAAUUUUCAAUAUAAUUAUUACUCAUUAUUAACCAUUUUAGAACAAUAAUUGUUUAGAAAUAAAUUUCAAUAUGUAAGCAAUGUAAAAUAAAGAAACAAAAAAAAAAACUAAA